UUGAAUGAUCAUGGGGAAGAGCCGGGCUCGCAGAUUCAAGCCGGUGGGGUUCACUCCUACUGCAGCCGUCAAACCCGCGGAGGGGCCCGGAGACCCGGAGAGCGCGGACUCGUCACACGCCGAGGACCUUCUUCAUAAAUUGCAGAGCCCUAGUCCUGAAGUCCGAGAAUUUGCUUGCGCCAGCAUCUCGAAGCUUGUCCAGCAGAAGCAAGUCAUCCCAGCCUUCCUCCAAAGAGAUGCCGUUCGAUGCUUGGGGCCGCUUUUGCUCGAUAAGUGCAUGUCCGUGCGCGAGACCGCUGCCGGCGCUUUACGGAACCUGAGCACUUGUGGAGGCUUCGAAGUAUGUGAUGACAUGGUGACCAGAGACAUCAUGACCCCCUUAGUGGCUCUUUUGAGGGAGUGCUCCACCCUUUUAGAUGCAACCUCCGAGCCAGCAGCAAACAGUAAAGACUUGACCAAAACACAAGUAGAAGAAAUUGCAAACCAAACCGUUAAUAUUCUGUGGAAUGUCUGUGAAAGCAACAGUAAGGCAUUGAGUAUCUUCAACAAAGAAAGCUGUGUACAGAUUGUUAUCCAGUGCUUAAGCAAGUUCCCAUUCAACUUGGAAUUGGCCGUGUCAGCAGCUUACUGCCUGCAGACGGUCACAGAAGAUAAUCCAGAACUUCUGGCCUCUUUUGAUGCCUCUGCUUUGAAAACGUUGGAGAAUGUGCUGAUGACCACUGCUACGACCAUGGAGAUGAGACUUCUGCAGACAUUAGUUGCAGGUACAGUGUGGAAUAUAAAAGACAGGAUACCCGCUUUCAGCCAGGCCGACUCCAUUAACGCCAUCUUAAGGAUAUUAGCAGAAGUCCUAUCUCAGGACGCAGGGCAGUUUAUUAUACAGAUGAAAGAAACUGAAUCUGUUCGAUUGAGAAAUGCCGCCUCUGAAUCUGAAGCAGAAGAGGCAACAACAAGUCUGGAGGACGCCUCUGUGAAUGAAGAGGAUGGGAUGGUAGACCGGGCUGUCAAGAAGCAGAUCCGAGAUAAUUUCUCAGAUUUAAUCCCAGUGUCAAAUGAAGAACUUAGACAAGCUUCUUUCUUAUUGGUGGCUCAUAAAUCUGCACUUGAGAUGAUUGUGAACCUGUGCUGCAGUGACGAGCCCUCGGAGGAUGAAUGGGAAGAACUUUCUAGCAGUGAUGAGAGCGAAUUGUGCCUAGAAAAAUCGGCAGCUGACGGAGGCCAGCUAAUGUCCCCCCUGUGCCUGUCUGCCGAAGUCCACUCUGCUCUCCUGAGCCACUUCAUCCCAAAGAAGGUGCUUGAAAAGACCCAUUUUCCAGAUGCUGCUGCUUUAGAAAUAUGUAGAAACAACUCUGCAUGGAAACCGUUAAUUGCAAAGAUGUGCACUGUCCAGCAUAGAGCCCUGACCUGCUUGCAUAACAUCUUGUCCAUGCUGGACAUCGAGAGCUUAGGAGGAGCGUCUGCGCUGCAGGAACUCGCUCAGCAUCUUUCAGAACUGGUCUUCACGCAAACCGAUGGGCCAAAACAGGAUGAAUUUUUGGAGGCGGCGUCCAGCGCUGUACGAGCAUUACUACAGACCAUGGCGUCUAAGGGAAUACCGCAGAGUAUGACUGCAGAGCAGGUGAUGAGCUUUGCUGAAGCUUGUGUGCAGAGCAGCAACGCCAGCACCAGGGUGAACGCAGUCAGCAUCAUCGGGGUUACAGGCAGCGUACUGGCGAAAGGCGACGGCACGGCUGAGAAGCUGAAGCUCAUAGGAAACUUCCUCCUUGGAAUUGCUGCAGGCGAUGUCUCCCUGGUAGUAUCUGGAGGGGCGCUAGACGCCAUUUUUGAUGUGUUUGCUGAUGGUGAUGAAGCUGAGAAGGCUGCGGUGGAGAUAAACUUGCUCCAGGCCCUUAAAAAAAUACAGCCGGCUUUUAAAUCAAAGCUUCGUAAAGAAGGCCGAGAGAAGUACAGCACUGACCAGUUAUGCGUCCUGGAUAACGUAAGAAGCAAUCUCAGACGCUUCAUACCUUACCUGGAGACGGUGGAGAGAAAGUUUAGGAACCGAAUGUAGAAGGAAGAACGUAUACGCCCUGUGCGUCCCAUCAAGAAGGCCAGGACAAUUCGGACAGAUGUUUUGUUUCAUAAAACUGCAGAUCUGUGAGGUCUAUUUCUCCAGUAUCUGUAGAUCGGCCCCUAAAUAUUCCAAAAGCUGAAUGUCCUUUACCCCCCCGGGCCUGAGAUGCUGUAUAUUCUCGUUUAGUUUUCAGGGGUUUUGCCUUUUCACGAUUUCAAAAUGAAUAGCCAAGGGUUUGCACCUCUGGACUGCGAAGUCGAUGUGCACUUUUGAUGUAUGGAGGGCUUUUAGUAACGUAAGCGACAGUGCAGUGAACAUUUUGAGGAAUUUUUUACUGACCCAACAUCCUGAACGGGUCUGGCAGUGCCCGCAUACAGACACCUGAGAGUCGGUGAAAUCGGUAGUACAAGCAUACGUUCCGCUGGUUCCUGUUGACUACAUGAUGCCGAUAGAGCCUCAAGCACAUGACUAGUUUUCAUCCAUGUGCUAUC
This is a messenger RNA of Bufo bufo (common toad), 2544 nucleotides long. RefSeq names its product HEAT repeat containing 3 (gene HEATR3). Gene Ontology annotation, biological process: ribosomal large subunit biogenesis; protein import into nucleus. Bases 5 to 2050 code for a protein of 681 amino acids. The transcript has 15 exons. Lineage: Eukaryota; Metazoa; Chordata; Amphibia; Anura; Bufonidae. The record is from RefSeq and is a predicted model, not a curated record.